UCGAUCACCCCACUACUUUUCGACCCGCAUCGCCCCACAUCCAGCUAUCCCUUGCCACAUCCCCAACAACUUGCUCCCCCCAAUCAAACCAAGGAAGCAAGCCCCACUCUAAAACCUUAAAGCAAACUUUAAGAUUCCUAACCUAACAACUCCCUUAAUCCGUCAUGUCCAACGAAGUCGCCGAUAACCACGACGGUUCUCCUGCUGGCGAUGAAUCACUUUUCGAUAACUCUUUUCAAAACCUGAAUGUCAACGAUGACCAUCACGACGGGGACCACGAAGGAGCUCGUACCGAGGAAGAGUAUGCCCAAUCGCCGCUCACCCUUCGCGCAAUUGUUUCGUCUAAGGAAGCUGGUGUAAUCAUUGGCAAGGCUGGAAAAAAUGUUGCCGAUCUUAGAGAAGAGACUGGUGUGAAGGCUGGUGUGAGCAAAGUCGUUACCGGGAUCCCGGAUAGAGUUCUCACUGUUACCGGGCCUUUGGACGGAGUAGCUAAGGCCUAUGCGAUGGUGUCUCAAACUUUGCUCGAUAGCCCUCCAAGUACGAUCGGUGGUGGACCACCUCCAGGACCUGGAACUCUCCGCCUGCUCAUUUCCCACAACCAAAUGGGGACCAUCAUCGGCCGCCAAGGAUUGAAGAUCAAGCACAUUCAGGAUGUCUCAGGAACCCGUAUGACUGCUGCUAAGGAAAUGCUCCCUCAAUCGACUGAACGGGUGGUUGAUGUUGCUGGAGAUCCUGAAGCUAUUCGCACAGCCAUCUGGGAAAUUGGGAAAUGCCUUGUUGAUGACUGGCAGAGGGGUACUGGAACUGUUCUGUAUAAUCCUGCAGUCCGUAGUCCCGGUGGCUCUAGCAGCGUUGGAAUGGGUAAUGGGAUGGGCGGAAGUGAUAGAUACGGUGGUGAACGCGGCAACACUCGCUCUUACGCUCGCACUGGAAACGGUGCCGACUUUUCUGAUAGCUCGCCUCCCUAUCGUCGCCAUGAUGGUCCUUCCGGACGCCCUUCCGACCGUUCCCCAUCCUCUUCCAAUACCCAACCUAUGCACACUGACGAUGGAGAGGAAAUUCAAACUCAGAAUAUCUCGAUUCCCGCUGACAUGGUUGGAUGCAUUAUCGGCCGCGGAGGAACCAAGAUUCAGGAUAUUCGCAGGAGCUCUGGUGCUAGGAUCAGCAUUGCCAAGACGCCCCACGGUGAUACUGGAGAGAGAAUGUUUACUAUCAUGGGGAGUGCAAGCAGCAACGAAAAGGCACUUUACCUGCUUUACGAAAAUCUUGAGGCUGAGAAAUUGAGGAGGAGUAAUCAAGGAAGUCCUAACCACGAGAUUGAAUAGGCGUUUAUCUCUUUAUGGUUUGCUUCGCUUUCGAAUGAAAUGCAAAGUAGGAACUGUCGAGUUAAUACGAAUUAACUUGAUGUUUUUUUCUUUUUCUUUUCUGCUUGUCUUUUUUCCCUCUCUUCUCCACUUCCUCUCCUUAUUCUUCGCUCCACCACAUUUUACUCCUACCUUUCCUUGCUUUGUUCUUUUCAUUCUUACUAGUGGAGGUGGGGAAAUAUUCAUUUCACGAAAAGCUUCUGCUAUUAUUGUUUCUUUUUUCCGAGAGAGCGAAGAUGGGAAACCGGGUAAUAGCUGGGAAAGUAGCAUUUUCCUUGAUGGGGUCCUGUAUAGCUUUGGCUUAACAACCGGCGGGAGUAUGAUGUAAUGUGCUACUGGAAACGAAAUCUCUAGUUUUAUCAUACA
Messenger RNA from Tuber melanosporum (Perigord truffle), 1730 nucleotides. RefSeq lists its product as uncharacterized. Bases 165 to 1325 code for a protein of 386 amino acids. Lineage: Eukaryota; Fungi; Ascomycota; Pezizomycetes; Pezizales; Tuberaceae. The transcript has 2 exons. Gene Ontology annotation, biological process: 3'-UTR-mediated mRNA stabilization. The record is from RefSeq and is a predicted model, not a curated record. Gene Ontology annotation, cellular component: nucleus; cytoplasm. Gene Ontology annotation, molecular function: mRNA 3'-UTR AU-rich region binding.